CGCUAACAAAGCAAAAGGCGAUGUCGUGAAAGCCUGAGAAAGGAAAAAGGCCGAACGCCGGGGAAUUAAUCAAGUGGCUGUUUCAGAAAUACACACUGAGAAAAUAACCUAAAAGUGGCGCUUGGAUCGAGUGAUGGCCGAGCAUCAGUGUUCAGAAAUCGAAGCUGAACUGUAUUACCUUAUUGCUAGAUUUCUCCAGUCGGGACCGUGUAAAAGAUCUGCCAAGAUCCUAGUGGAGGAACUGGAGGAGUACGAGCUGAUUCCUAAACGCUGGAGUUGGGACGGCAAACAAAAUAAACGAAAGUUCGAAGAUUGGGUGACCCUCAAUAAACACAUCCCGGCAGAUUAUCUUCUGCGUCUGUGUCAGCGGAUAGGCCCGCUCCUUGACAAGGAGGUCCCCCCCAGUGUCCCGGGGGUCCGCACCCUCCUUGGGCUUGGAAGGCAGUCUCUUCUGCGCAGUGCCAAGGGCUGUGCUCACACAGUAUGGAGCGGCUCUACUUUUGCUGCCUUGCAUCGAGGACGGCCUCCCGAACCGCCAGUCACCUGCGGGAAACCACCCAACAUUGCUGCCAUCGUGGGUGCCCGCCAGUUGACGGGCACGUCGCGCUUUGGCCAUGCCUUCCCUUCCUCCACCUACCAGCACAUGAAGAUGCACCGGCGUAUUCUGGGCCACCUGUCAUCUGUGUAUUGCGUGGCCUUUGACCGUACUGGCCGCCGCGUCUUUACGGGUUCUGACGAUUGCCUGGUGAAAAUCUGGGCAACAGAUGACGGCCGUCUUCUCUCCACACUGCGUGGCCAUGCAGCCGAAAUCUCUGACAUGGCAGUUAACUAUGAGAACACUCUCAUCGCGUCGGCCAGCUGCGACACCGUUAUCCGGGUGUGGUGCCUACGCACGUGUGCGCCCAUCACGGUGCUACAGGGCCACGCUUCUGCCAUCACGUCCAUACAGUUUUCACCUUCGGCAAAAGGGACGACGCGCUACCUGGCUUCCACUGGAGCGGAUGGGAUGGUGUGCUUCUGGCAGUGGAACUCUUUCACCAUGAAGUUCAAUGAGCGUCCGUUCAAGUUUACAGAGCGAUCUCGUCCGGGAGUGCAGAUCUCCUGCUCCUCCUUUAGCUGUGGUGGUAUGUUUUUGGCCACGGGCAGUACGGAUCAUGGCAUCAGGGUGUACUACCUGGGCGCUGCGGAGCCUAUGAACUUUUCCGAGUUGGAUGCACAUAUGGAUAAGGUUGUAGCUGUUCAGUUCUGCAACAAGAGUGACAGCCUCAGGCUUGUGAGUGGCAGUCGCGAUGGCACUGCCCGCGUUUGGCACUACCAGCAGCAGGAGUGGAAAAGUAUCACCUUGGAUAUGGCCACAAGGCUGCCUGGGAGCAGUAUAGGUUCUGGGGAGGAUAAGACGACAAAGCUUGUUGUGACGAUGGUUGCCUGGGACUGUGCGGACAAUACAGUCAUCACUGCUGUUUCCAACUACCUGCUUAAAGUGUGGAGCUCUACCACUGGCCAGUUGCUGCAUGUUCUGUCGGGGCAUGAUGAUGAAGUGUUUGUUCUUGAAACACACCCCUUUGAUUCACGGAUCAUGCUGUCUGCUGGCCAUGAUGGCAACAUCUACGCGUGGGACCUGACAAAGGGCACCAAGAUUCGCAACUUCUUCAACAUGAUUGAAGGCCAGGGUCAUGGUGCUGUCUUUGACUGCAAGUUCUCUGUGGAUGGGCAGCACUUUGUCUGUACCGACUCCCAUGGGCACCUGCUCGUCUUUGGCUUUGGCUGCAGUAAACCCUAUGAAAAGAUCCCAGAUCAGAUGUUCUUCCAUACGGAUUUCCGGCCACUGAUCCGCGAUGCUAACAACUUUGUCCUGGACGAGCAAACCCAGCAAGCUCCCCACCUUAUGCCGCCCCCGUUCCUGGUGGAUGUGGACGGAAACCCCCAUCCGCCACACUAUCAGCGUCUAGUGCCUGGGCGUGAGAACUGCAGAGAGGAGCAGCUAGUGCCACAGCUGGGCUACAUGGCUAAUGGUGACGGUGAGGUGGUGGAGCAGGUGAUUGGCCAGCAGACUGUGGGGGAGGAGCAAGAAGAGAGCCCUCUGGAUGGACUCAUCAGGCAAAUGCAGAACCAGCAAGAUUUGAAUCUAAAUGCAGGACCAGCAAAUGAAGCUCAGCCAGCUGCGGACGUGGAAUCCCCGCCAAACGUGGGAUUGCGGCGAAGUGGACAGGUAGAGGGCGUCCGCCAGAUGCACCACAACGCCCCCCGCAGCCAGAUUGCCACUGAGCGAGACUUAUUGGCAUGGAGUCGAAGGGUAGUGGUUAGCGAGGUGCAGCCAGCAGUCUACAGGGUGAUGGAAGAGCACCGGCAGGCCAGGAGUGAAGCAGAGUGCACACUCUACAGCACUGAAAGGAGAAAGACACCCAUGCUUGUUCAUCGCAGCCCAAGAAAUGAGCAGCAGGGUCCAGGCCUACGCUCCCUGCGUCGGACUCGCAGGCAGCAGCAGCGACACACCUACCAGACCCGUUCUGCUCAGGAGCGACGGCCAGUUCAGAGGAGCCAGAGGACAGACAGCCAGCAGAGCGCUGACAGCCAGGGGGAGCUGGACAGUGAGGAUGAGCUGGAAGAGCAGGUAGAGGUCAGUGAGCCUUCCUCAGAGGGCGAGGCACAGUGGCAAAGUGACAGCAGUUCCAGCGACGACUCCAGCGAGUACUCUGAUUGGACCGCAGACGCUGGGAUUAACCUGCAGCCACCCAAGCGGCCAGUCAGAAGGCCCGCCCGCCACGCGGGCAGCAGCAGCUCAGAAGAUGAGAGAGAAGGAGAUGGAGAGGACAGAAGGAGGCAGACAGAAAAAAGGAAGAAAUCCAAACAGAGCAAGCAGAAGAAAACAAACUCAUCGCUGUCGUUGGCUGGGCAUGACGCCGAGGAGUGGCUUCCAACGGCCUGGAUCAUGGAGACCAUCCCUAGACGCUCCCCUUUUGUCCCCCAAAUGGGAGAUGAGCUGAUCUACUUCCGGCAGGGCCACCAAGCCUAUGUUCGCGCGGUACGUAAGGGCCGCUCCUACAGCAUCAACAUCCAGAAGCAACCCUGGAAUAAGCUGGACCUCAGGGACCAGGAAUCUGUAAAGGUUGUGGGAAUCAAGUAUGAGGUCGGCCCCCCCACACUCUGCUGCCUCAAAUUGGCCUUCCUGGACCCCAUCUCAGGCAAGAUGACUGGCGAGUCCUUCUCCCUCAAGUACCAUGACAUGCCUGAUGUCAUUGAUUUCUUGGUGCUGCAGCAAUUCUACGGUGAAGCCAAGGAGCGCAACUGGCAGUCAGGUGUCCGUUUCCGCAGCAUCAUCGAUGAUGCCUGGUGGUUUGGCACCGUGGAGAGCCAGCAGCCCUUCCAGCUUGAAUACCCAGACAGCCUGUUCCAGUGCUAUGCAGUGCGGUGGGACAAUGGUGAGAGGGAAAAGAUGAGUCCCUGGGACAUGGAGCCCAUUCCAGAUGAAGCUGCAUUCCCUGAAGAGGUGGGCGACGGGGUGCCCGUCACCGAGGAGGAGCUUAAAGCCCUGCUGUACGGACCCCAGGAGGGGGAGUGGGGCGCUGACACGCAGGACGAGGAGUGCGAGAGGGUGAUCCAGGCCAUCGAUCAGCUGCUCACCCUGGAUAUUGCUAAAGCCUUCUCCUCGCCGGUGGACCUGAGGGAUUACCCACUGUACUGCACUGUGGUGGCCUACCCCACUGACUUAAGCACUAUUCGGAAACGGCUGGAGAACCGUUUCUACAGGCGGAUCUCGGCACUUAUGUGGGAGGUUCGCUAUAUUGAGCACAAUGCACGCACUUUCAAUGAACCCCAGAGCCCCAUUGUCUCAGCAGCCAAGGUGGUGACGGAUGUGUUACUGCGCUUCAUUGGAGAUCAGAGCUGUACCGACAUCCUGGAACUAUAUCACAAGAUGAAAACUGAGGCUAGCAGUGGUGCAGAAGAGGAGGAUGCAGAGUUAGAAGUGGAUUCAGACACUCCGGGAACCUCAGCUGGACAGAGGACCAGUAGAUCUGUUGUAAAGGAUCAGACCCAACCUCCAUCCAAGAAACGAGGGGUGGAGCUGGAUGUGCAUGCGUGGCACGGGCAGUGUCGUGAUCUGCUUCGUCAGAUGCUGGAGAGUCCUGAAUCUGAGCCAUUCCGUCAGCCCGUCGACCUCUUCGCUUACCCGGAUUACCGAGACAUCAUUGACACGCCAAUGGACCUGGGCACUGUGACAGAGACAUUGGCUGUUGGGAAUUAUGAGAACCCAAUGGAGUUUUGCAAAGACGUCCGGCUCAUCUUCAGCAACUCAAAGGCCUACACACCCAACAAAAAGUCACGGAUAUACAGCAUGACUCUGAGACUGUCGGUAUUCUUUGAGGCCCAGAUCAUCCCCAUUAUCUCUGACUACAAGUCAGCCGUGCAGAGCCAGAGGCGGAGCCGGCAGAGGUUAAAUUAUCGCAAACGUCUGCGCAGCAGCAGCAGUUCUCCUCCUGCCAGUAGACCUUCCAGUCCAAAAGGGAAGCAAAAGCCAGGAAAGACAAAUUCAAAAUCUUCUGCGAAAUCUUCCGUUUCUCUGGUAAAGAGUGCUUCCAGAAAAUCAUCUCAAGACUUAGAUGCAAGUUCGGUAUCUGCGGUAGAUGAAAAUGAUGAGGACGACCAGCCAUCAUCUAGCUCGAGGAUGGAGAGUCAACAAAGUGGUCCCGUAGUCGACAGGGUGACACGGAGCAAAGCCACACCUGUCAAAACCUCAGAACCAUCAAGUAACGGACCUCUGACUAAUGGUGCUGGGCGAACCCUGAGCUCUGCCACACGGAAGCGGCUUGGCCUUCGAUCAGAGGAAGAAGCAGGGGGAACAUCCAGCAGUUCCACAUCGUCGUCGUCUUCCUCUUCGUCCUCAUCUUCUUCAUCAUCCUCGUCAUCCUCUUCCUCCUCUUCUGACAGCGGAAGCAGUUCUGAGUCUGACGUUGCCGAUUUUGUCGAUGGGGGAGACCAUGACUAUAGCAAAGCUCCACGGCUACGGCCUAGGGGCAAGGCGGCAACCAACGGCACCAAGAAGAGGGCAGCGGAUGAAAUUGCCAGGGUAAUGACAAAACGAGCAAGGCUGGAAAAGGAAAAGGAAGCGGAGCCGCAGGAAGAAGAGGACGACUCGGCUGAGGAAGAGCCAGAUGAGGAGGAAGAACCAGAAGAAGAGGAGGAACCAGAGGAAGAAAAUUAUCUAGACCAGAAUGUAGUGCAAAGAAAGCCGCAAGGUAGCCAGCAGACAGGCCAGAGGAAGUCUGCUCGGGUCAACACGCGAAAUCAGGGCCGCCGGACAGUCCUAUAUAAUGACGACUCUGAGGAUGACAACCUGGCAACCAACGAAGACCCACUGAACUUAGGCAUGUCUCGCUCGGGCAGGGUCCGUCGCAUGACCGAGAAGGCCCGAGUCAGCCAUUUGAUGGGCUGGAACCACUAACUAUCCAACGACUCCUUUGUUUUAUCCGGCCAUGUUCCCACCUGUUUGUUGUUUGUUGUAAAGACACUUUACCUUAAAAAUGACUACAUUUUAUACUUCAGGGAUUUUUUUUUCCAAAUUCUUUGUGUGUUUGUGUGCGUGCGCGUGUGUGUAUGCAGGAGACUGUUUACGACUUCCAACUGGCAGUGGUGCUCUCAGAUUCUUGCCAAUGAAGCGCUCUGGCUCCUCAGAAUUCCUUAUCACAGUACAAACCCUAAGUCUCCCAAAAAUCCGCCUUACUGCACUCCUGGGCCUUAACAUAAUGACUUCCUCAUUCUCCCCUCAGUGCAACUCCCCAGCUUCAUCAAGCUAGGGUCAGGGAUACCAAAAAGCAAUGGUGGCUCCAACCCCUGCUCCCCGGUUUGCGGCACAACAGUUGUAGUCGGUUUUCUUCUUGCUGGAACAUGUAGCCUCUCUCCCACUCUCUUUGCCGGUCUUGUACUUCCCCUGCUUGUCUGUCAUAUUUAUGAAUUUGUUGCUGUCACCAAUGCUAAAUUUUCUAUGGUCACUGUUACAGUAUCUGCUUGCUGUUCUUGGAGAAUGCAAGUGUCAUUUUCCUUUUCCCCCUGUUCUCCCGGUUUUGGUGCUUUUUCCAGGUUUACCUCAAGCAAUUUACUGAUAUUUAAGUUUGCAAAUGAGAGUAAAAAGGUUUAUCUUUUUUUUCUCUCUUUUGUACAUCUAAACAAAAAGCAUUUUUCCUCAUAAUUCUGUGCCACAUUUAUUUACAUUAAUUUGCCGUCAUGUAUACACUUGACAAGUCUCCAGGCAAGCAUGGAAAUGUUUGCAUACGAAUAUUAGCUCCAAGUCAGAAUUUUUAUAUAUAUAUAUAUAUAUAUAUAUAUAUAU
Molecule: messenger RNA, 6325 nt
Organism: Brienomyrus brachyistius
Lineage: Eukaryota; Metazoa; Chordata; Actinopteri; Osteoglossiformes; Mormyridae
Gene: brwd3
Product: bromodomain and WD repeat domain containing 3
Exons: 40
Coding region: 134-5440 (1768 amino acids)
Biological process (GO): regulation of cell shape; cytoskeleton organization; regulation of transcription by RNA polymerase II
Cellular component (GO): nucleus
Molecular function (GO): protein binding
Source: RefSeq, a predicted model, not a curated record